AUGGCGAAGCCGGCUCCCGCAAAGAAAGGCGCAGCUGCCGCUGCGCCUGCUGCCACGUCAGCAGCAGCGAGUGAAGCGGCAGCCAAUCAGCAGCUGGCCGCUGAUCUGAUGCAGAAAUGGGAGCGGCGAAACGAUCCUGUUGAGAUUGACGAUUCGGAACAGCCGAAAUACGUGCGCAAGGGACCAGCGACCGCGAAGGAGCUAGCCGCGAACAAGAAGCUGUACCAGAGGGUAGCCAACAGCCGCAUGACGCAGUUCCUGCUCAAGUCGGAGGAGCUAGCGCGGCGGCAGCAGGAGGAGGAGAUCCGCCGGCACUCCGCGCCGCUGCACGCGGAGGACAAGGGGCUCUGGAAGAGGAUGCCGCUCAUUCCCGCUCCCUUCGGCACGGGCAAGCUCGUACGCCUAGGCUUAGCGGGCGACAAGGAGAAGGCGGGCAACGUGUUUCUCGACUUCUUUAAGACCUUCCACUUCGGCCUGUGGGGCUACCAGCAGCGCCCUUACCCCGCUGAGAAGCCCUUUGACAUCCAGCAAGUCGUGGGGACCAAGUUCCUCGAGAAGAGAUACCUCGACUUCACCCUGCGUGGCAGCACGUGGUAUUACAAGGACCGGCUCGGUCGCACGCGCGGCCCCUGCGAGGUGAUCAACCUGCGCACGGCGUGGGCUGCAGGGAUCAUCGAUGGCAACACCUUCGUGUGGGGUGAUGACAUGGACGAGUUUGCUCCCAUUGAUGCCGUGUAUGGGCUGAAGCAGGCGAUCGAUACUCCUGAUGUGCGCCUGGCGACAGCAGGCACGGCCAUGCUGCACCGCAUCGGGAGGGGCAUGAACCCUCUCAAGGUGAAGAAGGGCUUUGAAGGCGCCAAGCGAUCGCUGGAGGAGCGCCAGGCAGAGGCUCUGGCGGACAAGGAGAGGGAGCGCGCUGCCUUGAAGAACCACGGGGGAGCGUGGCCGGGCAACCAGGCCCCCUCACACGCGCUCUUCCUGUGGGCCAGUGGGAGCGAGCUCACUAAGGUUCUUGACCAGAGGCCCCAGAAGUUUCCCAGCAAGUUCAUCUCCUACGAGCAGAGGAAGAAGCUGGCGCAGCGCAUCCCGGGGCUGCGUCCGUGGGAGGUGCUGGAGGUGGAGCAGCUCUUCAACUUCCUCACCUUCCGCGACGACUUCUGGCGCAGCAAGCUCGGCACCUUUGCCACGCCGCCAGAGAAUUCCGUGGCUUAUGACGAGGAGAUGAUGGAGGAGUGGGGAGAGAUUAAGGAUGCUUUGUCAGGGGCGUUUCCCGAGCUGGCCAGCACCAUGGGGCCGUUCGCUCGUUCGGCGACUGCGUGCCUGUCCGUUCUGCUGUGUUGCCUAGCAUUCUCCGUAGCAUUUGCCGACGAUGUGCAAGUAGAAACUGGAUUCAUUCUCUGCGAGGACUUCGGCGAGCACGCAGCUUCAGCCGCUGCUGCUCACAAUAUCUCCGUCUGCGCCUUCGUCCUGCAAGGCGAGCCCGUCGAUUUCGACCUCACCCCCUCUGCGACCACCAGUACCCCCACGAUCGUCGGCGAUGAGUUUUCGCUUCGGCGAAACUUGCUGGGCGGCGGCGCGACGCCUGUUGCGAUCCAGUUGGCGCAAUCGCUGCAGGGGGAUGUGGGAACGGUCCGAACCCAGGCGACAAAUGGGGCGGGCUGGGUGGUCCUCGGCUCCAUUCUCACACAGUCGCUACUGAUCAGCAAGAGCAUGGUCUGGGCGAUCAAGGAUCUGGUCGACAUGUACCGCACGCGCCCGCGAUCCACGCAGCAGCUUCAGGACGCGACUCGCAACGUGAAUCGCGCGUAUUCCAACCAGCAGACGCUGCUGAUGGUGCUCAACAGAAACCCUCAGACCCAGCAAUCCGAGCAGCUCUCGGCCAUACGCGAUGAGGUCGCGUCCAUGACCCCGAAGUUCAACCAGCUGCUCUCCCUGCUUGCCACGUGGCGCCAGCAGCAGAUCCACGCCAUCACUCGUCUGCGUUUCGAUGCGGAACCUUCUAGCCUCGCCGUCACCCAGGCCGUGCCGGCGGAGCCGGGAAGCGGAAACGGCGGCCAGAAGCUCGUGGUAACUCUUGAUCAUAAAGACAAGAACAACAAGAACAACAACAACAACAACAACAACAACAAUAACAAUAAUAACAACAACAACAAUAAGCAGGACAAGAAGAACAAGAAGAACAAGAAGGACAAGAAUUCUUCGGGUGGUUCGUCGAACUCCGGCGGCAAGGGCAAGAAAUCGGGCAAGAAGGCGAAGGUCGGAGCGACUCAGGCGAUCAACGUGGUUGUAGCGACGGAUGGCAGCGGAGAUUACAAGUCGAUUCAGGACGCUGUAGACGCGGCUGGACCAGGUUCGACGAUUCGCAUCAAGGCGGGAGUGUAUAAUGAGCAGAUCCAGGUCAGCACGGAUCGCAUCACGAUGAUUGGUGCUGGCAUGGAUCAGACGGUUAUCGUGAACGAUGCCAGCCAGAAGUCGGGUUACGAUAUCAUCACCUCGGCCACAGUCGGAGUCAACGCGGAUAAUUUCGUUGCAAUGAGCAUGACGAUUCGGAAUUCUGCUGGCAUGGACGGUCAGCAGGCCGUGGCGCUCCGUGUCGACAGCGACCAAGCCGCGUUUUACCAGCUGCGAAUCUCAGGAUUCCAAGACACCCUGUUCGCAAGCACGGGUCGCCAGUACUACACGAAUUGUUUCAUCGACGGGGCUGUGGAUUUCGUGUUCGGCGACGCGGCGGUUGUGAUUCGCAGUUCGCAAUUGAAAGUCGUCUCGACGCCGUACGACGCGACAAUCACCGCGUCGGGUCGCCUAAGCAAGACGUCCAACACCGGGAUUGUCGUCAUGGACUCUCGCGUGGUGUCGUUCGCGCCGCGCGUGUACCUCGGGCGACCGUGGAAGACCUACGCGACGUCGGUGUAUAUCAACACGUUUCUCCCGAAUAAAAUUGUUCCUGACGGCUGGAUGACGUGGGCCGGCGAGACGUACGGCGGAAAGCCAUUCCUCGCGGAGGUCAACAGCAAGGGACCCGGCGCGCAGCCGUCGCGCGUCAAGUGGGCCAAGCCGGGCGUUACGUCAGCCGGUGACGUCAGCCAGUACAACCCCAAUAGUUUCAUCCAGCUCCAGUCGUGGAUCGGCGCAACCAAGGUUCCAGUCUGA
Messenger RNA from Closterium sp. Yama58-4, 3150 nucleotides. The record is from the annotation of a GenBank genome assembly. Lineage: Eukaryota; Viridiplantae; Streptophyta; Zygnematophyceae; Desmidiales; Closteriaceae.